Molecule: messenger RNA, 717 nt
Organism: Nelumbo nucifera (sacred lotus)
Lineage: Eukaryota; Viridiplantae; Streptophyta; Magnoliopsida; Proteales; Nelumbonaceae
Source: RefSeq, a predicted model, not a curated record
AUGGCGACAUCUACCAGACUUGAUGUGAGCAAUGGUUCUCCUCUUCCAGAUGCCACCGAAUAUCGCAGUGUGGUGGGGGCACUGCAAUAUGUUACCCUUACUUGGCCAGACAUCAGCUUCUCAGUUAACAAAGUUUGUCAGUUUAUGAACGAACCCACUAAUGUUCAUUGGAGUGUAGUCAAGUGGAUCAUUCGUUAUCUCAAGUCCACAAUUGAUCAUGUCAUUACUUUUCGUGCUUCUCUGGAAUUGGCUCUUGAACCCUUUUCUAAUGCUGACUGGGCUAGUUGCCCUGUUGAUCAUCGCUCUCAAGGUGGUUUCUGUGUUUACCUGGGUCGUAAUCUUAUUUCAUGGAUCUCUUGUAAACAUUCCAUAGUUUCUCGCUCCAGCACAGAAUCAGAAUACCGUAAUCUUGCCUCUACUACCACUGAAAUUCUUUGGCUCCAGAUGUUACUCAUGGAGCUUGGAUUGAAGCUCCCUCACUCACCUGUCAUCUGGUGCGACAAUUUGAGUGCCAAGUUUCUCUCCUUCAAUCCUGUCCACCAUUCUCGCACCAAGCACAUAGAAUUGGAUGUUCAUUUUAUACAGGAAAAAGUUGUGRCCAACAUUCUACUGAUCAAUCACAUUCCCAGCCAUGAUCAGAUUGCAGAUAUUCUUACUAAACUGUUGUCUUCAACACGGUUUCAUGACCUUACAACCAAGCUUACUGUCUCCAAGUGA